AAUGGUAUUCUUGCUUUAUUGCUGAUAUCCUGUCAGAUUCUACUAGUGUAACAACAUUUGACAAAGAAAGCGCUCACUUGUCUCAGGCGCCCUAGUGCAAAGGACAUCAUUUGCAUAGCAUGGACUCAACAAAUCUUGCGCUCAAAAGAAGAGGUCAUCAGCCGAAUCAUUCUUGCUAGAGUUUUUCUGUGUUUAACAGCAUUGGUGGCACACUGAGUUCCUGAGCAUCAUAUACUGAGGAAGUUUGUAGGGUGAAACUUCGGUUUUGAGAAGGCAAGUGAUGCUUUUUUGUCCAUCCGUGUCAAAGACAUGGUAUGAAGGCUAACAUGGAAAUGGUUACUUCUCCAAGCACGAUUGUACCCGAAGCUCUUAAGAAAGAUAAUUAUGAAAGAUGGAGCAUUUUAAUGCAACACUAUUUAGAGCUUCAGGAUCUUUGGGAGGUUAUUCAAUCAGACAGGAUGCCUCAAGGAGGAAAUAGGAAGGAGUGGAGUAAAAAGAAUGCUUUAGCUCUAUAUGCCAUUAGGAUUUCUUGUGGAACAGAAGCAUUUGAUCAAAUAAAGAAGAUAUCUCACGCAAAAACUGCUUGGGAUGCGUUGGCAGAUAAGCUGAAACCCCGGCCAAUUGUUGAAGUUGUCAAUCAUGAUAUUUCUGAGCUCCACCAAGAAAGGCAAACAGAGCAUGAAGUGACCUUGCAAAAUUUAGUUUGCUAUGAGUCCAUUUCCAACGUAAAGCAGUUCUUACAUAGCGAACAGGAUAAAAUAUCUCCACAAAUGUUGGACUCUGCUCUUAAGCAUGCAAUUACUUGUGGUCGCAAGAACAUGGCACAUUACCUCUAUAAGAAGAUUCCACUUGAUCAUUUUCUACGGGAAGACAGUGGCUUCUUCCUCCUCCAGCACUGUAUAACCAAGAGAACGUUUGAUAUUGCAUUGGAUCUACUCCACCAUUUUUCAGAUUUGGUAUCUAAACACCCUUCGAAUUGUGAUCCAAUCAUUUUAACACUUGCUCAAACUGCUCCUCCAUUCUUAAGUAUAAAUGAGCUUGGAUCUUGGGGACGCUGGAUUUAUAAAUCUACACGAGUGAAGGCGUUCCCCAUCAAACCAAGAAGUGCUCCAGUUGGUGGAGUUGGCAUCGUUCAAGAUCAUAAGCUAAGGAAAUGGAUAUUCAGAAUGGAGGGAUUAGGCAUGCUGGUUGAAGUGUUCUUCUUGUUCAUUGUUCCACUCCUCAAACUAGACCUACUAUGCGUAUUGAUUGGAGUGCCUUUAUUGAGGUUUCUUUUGCCACCAGAGAAACCGGGUCUAUCACUCAUCCUGUUUCCAGUGUUUAUACUGUUACUUGGUAAGCAGUAAAGUCUACUCUAUAAGCUUUAUUUUUUCAUAGCCAGCAAAUUCUAAAAACUUCUCUUCGAAACUUCUCUAUAAGAUUGUGAAUUUGAUUUGAGAUGAAUGAGACGCAGGAGAGCAAAGAGAUCAACAUGAAUGAUUCCACAACUAAUAAGAUGUGUUUAUAUAUAGGAAAAGAAAAAUAUCUCUAAUUUUGGACACUUCUAUAAACAAACAGGCUUAUC
Molecule: messenger RNA, 1564 nt
Organism: Rubroshorea leprosula
Lineage: Eukaryota; Viridiplantae; Streptophyta; Magnoliopsida; Malvales; Dipterocarpaceae
Source: the annotation of a GenBank genome assembly